AUUUGCAGUGAAAAAAUUAGAAAAGGGAAGAGAGAUGAGUACAAGAGUUACCUAUGAGGACUUCAAACCCUCUUUCAAAUGGAAUCAUGAGGAAGGAUCUGAUACUCUCGAAAUAUCUCUCCCUGGAUUCAAGAAGGAGCAAAUCAAGAUUCAAAUGGACAAUUUCAGGAACCUGAAAGUCAGUGGAGAGCGCCCUCUGAUCGGCGAGCGUUGGAGACGCUUCUUUACGAAUUUCCGUAUUCCUUCGAACACCAGCAAUGCUGACAUUCGAGCAAAGUUUGAAAAUGGCACUCUCUCUAUGAUAUUUCCGAAGCUCUUUGCUCGACACCCUACACAAAACCAAACAACAAACGCACAAGAGCCUGCAUCAGACAAGAAAACCGCAAUUGAACCCAAACCAAGAGAAGAUAACGUGCAAAAAAACCAAGAAGAAAAGGAGAAAAUACACAAGGCUAAGGCUGGCGAUAGAGGACUGAGGUUUAAAAGACAUAAGCAGCUCAUGGUGAAUGUCGGGGUGGCCGCUGUGAUCUUGGUCGCAGUAGGAUUUUAUGUGUCAUGUAAACUGAGGAAGUUAACAGAGGCAGAUAGCAACUAGGUUAUGCAUCAGUAGGUGCAUUUUCAAACUUCGUCAUUAAUCAUUAUAUUGAAGAAAAAUAAAUAACAUCAGAAAGACAACUAAUGCUGCAUUUCGUAUGUCAAAACGUACAUCCAUCUCAAACUACUAAUUUGCAGCCUAUUAAGUGCGUAAUAAGCAUUAUAUAUCAUAAGAUGGAGAUCUAACUCCAUCUUAUGAUACAUAAUUUAUAUACGAUCAGCUUAUUAUCUCCAAAGAAAUAACAUGAUAUCAAAAUCUAUUUGCAAAUAUCACGGCAAUAAUUUGUGGCUGACCAGAAAUGGAAAUGAUAUAUACAGAAAAGAAGUUUAUAUACGAUCUGCUUAUUAUCUCCAAAGGAAAAACAUGUGCAUAAAACUACUAAUGCUGGAGCCUAUUAAAUGUGUCAUAGUAAUUAUAUAUAAUAAGAUCGAGAUUUUGUGCAAAGCAGACAAGAAAGCAUCAUACAUCAGGUCAGAAAUUAUUCACAAAGAACAUGAUGUUAGUCUAUCGGUAAGCAGAAAUGAAAUUAACAGACAAUAAAAAAAAGUUUAUAUAGAAUAAGUUGAUAACUAAUUACCUUGAGUUUGUCUGAGCUAAAAGCCAGAGAGAAAAUGGGCACAUUCAGUCCAGCUGGUUCUCACAAUCACAAGUUGCACAAAACAUGAAAAUCUUGUUACAAGUGUUUGUGACAGUGAGAUUUUUUUUUUUUUAAAAACCUUAUUCAUGCAAACCAACUCUUUAAGGGGCAAGUUUCUAAAUUUGUUCAGAAACAGUUAGUCAUGCCCUUAUAUAUGUUUGUAAAAAAGAAUGCAAUUCACGGGUGGUGACAAAGUCGAUCAUUCUCAAACAUUUCACU
Molecule: messenger RNA, 1451 nt
Organism: Asparagus officinalis (garden asparagus)
Lineage: Eukaryota; Viridiplantae; Streptophyta; Magnoliopsida; Asparagales; Asparagaceae
Product: inactive protein RESTRICTED TEV MOVEMENT 2-like
Exons: 2
Coding region: 35-595 (186 amino acids)
Source: RefSeq, a predicted model, not a curated record